GCGCCGGCGCCACCAACGCCGUCGUCGCCCGAGUGCCGCGCGCCAAGUGGUGCUGCCCUGGUGCUCCAGAGUGGUGCGUGUGGUGAAAAAGGGGGGAGGGGAGAGGUGGUGGAGAAGAAGGCCAAGAGAGGAUUGAGUGUGGUGUGCUGUGAAGAGGCGGGGCGCAGGCGGGGAUUUGUGUGACCGGAGCCUCGCUGCUACGAAAGGAACUCGUCGACUUAUCGCCAGGUUUAUUGGAGCUGGUUUAUAAACUGUUUACUAGAUAAGAGAUGAGUACAUAACGGCACGUUGGCGACGUGAGAGGCUGACGAAUGAGACGAAGUUAGAAGAAACGGGUGUAAUUUACGUCGUUGCACAUAGUGGCGUAAUGUUCGGUCCGCAAGGCAAUGCUGGCUGGCCCAGGAGGCAGAGUUGGGGCGCUAUUGCGCUGCCCGCUUUGCUGCGAGUCGCCCACGCACUUUCGGGCUCGGCCUGUGUAUUCUCGGCCGCCCGUCGCGAGAUCCACGCGAUGCCUGGGGCGGAGCACAGCGCCCGAACAGGCACGGCUGUCGUUACGUGUAUGUGUGUGUGGCGGGGGAGUGAUGAUGAUUACGUAAUGGUUGUGGUUUUCUGUGGUGGCGGCACAGUUGGCGGCCGGUGUCUGCUAGCCGUUGGAGGCAGCGGUAUGGUCGUCGCACUGGCUGCGACUGUGGAUGAGGAGGCGGCGGUGGGCGCCGCGGGCCACGGUCGAGUGGGCAGAGCGAGGGCGUGGGCGUGGGCGGGGGCGUUUUACAAAUGGCGCUCUCGGCCGGCGCUUCUUGCGGCGGCCGAGGGGCAACUGACUCCAGCAGCCGGCGCGGCGGCGUGGGCGGUCGCCGCAAGCGGAUAUGCUCGCUUGUUCGCCCCGAAUGGGUAG
This is a messenger RNA of Gryllus bimaculatus (two-spotted cricket), 895 nucleotides long. Lineage: Eukaryota; Metazoa; Arthropoda; Insecta; Orthoptera; Gryllidae. The record is from the annotation of a GenBank genome assembly.